Messenger RNA from Planococcus citri (citrus mealybug), 2233 nucleotides. RefSeq names its product guanine nucleotide-binding protein G(q) subunit alpha. The record is from RefSeq and is a predicted model, not a curated record. Gene Ontology annotation, molecular function: GTPase activity; G protein-coupled receptor binding; G-protein beta/gamma-subunit complex binding. The coding region runs from base 671 to 1861 and encodes 396 amino acids. Gene Ontology annotation, cellular component: heterotrimeric G-protein complex. NCBI's taxonomy places the organism in Eukaryota, Metazoa, Arthropoda, Insecta, Hemiptera, Pseudococcidae. Gene Ontology annotation, biological process: adenylate cyclase-modulating G protein-coupled receptor signaling pathway; phospholipase C-activating dopamine receptor signaling pathway. The transcript is spliced from 10 exons.
UCGUCUCUUAUGAUUUUGUUUUAUAAAUUGGAGUAGAAAACGUACCGCGGUGGUGAUUUUAUUUUGCGUGUGUGUGUUUAACUUUGAUCAUUAUGAAUUUAAUUUGGUACGCGUUUGCAAUAUUUGGAACCAGUGUAAUGAGAACGGUUUGUCAGUAAUGUGUUUGGUGUUAACAUGUAUUGAAAUUUAGCCGCGUUCCGAUUGCUCCCCUCGCCUCUUAUAUUGACUUUUUUAAUCUUGUUAAUAUGUACAUAACACUGUAUAUACAUGAAGUGUAAUGAUUGGCUUCUUAAAUUAAGUUAAAGGAAUAGAAUACUGUGACCUACGACUUAAUAUUAUUAAAUUUGCGGUCUUGAAAUAGUUUUAGUGUCGAAGUGAUUCAUAUAUUCGUGUUUGUUGCUCACCACACCCUAGUGUUAGUGUAGACUAGAACUACCGGAAGUGCACUGCACUGGUGAAUGCGUGUGACUUCUUAUCGGUAUUUUUAUUCCUAGUUUUUCGCACGACGCCAAUGCUGCAGCAGAAUUCGUAAGAAUCCGAUCCGGCCGCCGAGCGUCGAGCGAUCUCACAGUGUUUAUCCAGCGGGUCUCGGUGCCCCCAGCAAAACGGCACAUACAACGGCUCGUCGUAGAUAAUAGUGGCUUAGCGGCCCUCCGGAGUACGCCAAAACAUGGCUUGUUGCCUCUCGGAAGAGGCGAAAGAACAGAAACGGAUUAAUCAAGAAAUCGAAAGGCAACUUCGGAGGGAUAAACGGGAUGCCAGACGAGAACUUAAACUCCUCUUAUUAGGGACUGGAGAAUCGGGGAAAUCUACGUUCAUUAAACAAAUGAGAAUUAUUCACGGUUCCGGAUACUCAGACGAAGACAAAAGAGGUUUUAUUAAAUUAGUUUAUCAAAAUAUUUUUAUGGCUAUGCAAAGUAUGAUACGUGCCAUGGAUCUCCUUAAAAUACAAUACAGCGAUUCUUCGUGUAUAGAAAAAGCCGAAUUAAUACGAAGCGUUGAUUUUGAAACAGUUACGUCUUUCGAAAGCCCUUUUGUGGAAGCAAUAAAAGAAUUAUGGGCAGAUUCUGGUAUUCAAGAAUGUUACGAUAGAAGAAGAGAGUAUCAGCUCACCGAUUCCGCUAAAUAUUACCUUCAGGAAAUCGAUAGAGUAGCGUCACCUUCUUACCUUCCUACAGAACAGGAUAUAUUGAGAGUAAGAGUUCCCACUACAGGCAUUAUAGAGUAUCCAUUUGAUUUGGAAGAAAUAAGGUUUAGCUAUUUGAGCGAUUUAGAAAGAAUCGAAAAACCAGACUAUUUGCCAUCCGAACAGGAUAUUUUACGUGCUAGGGUUCCAACGACUGGAAUUCUAGAGUAUCCUUUCGACUUGGAUGGUGUUAUUUUCAGGAUGGUUGAUGUAGGAGGACAGAGAUCCGAAAGAAGGAAAUGGAUUCACUGUUUUGAGAAUGUUACCUCAAUAAUAUUUCUUGUAGCACUUAGCGAAUACGACCAGAUUCUUUUCGAAUCCGAAAACGAAAAUCGAAUGGAAGAAUCGAAAGCGUUAUUUAAAACAAUUAUCACAUAUCCGUGGUUUCAACAUUCUUCCGUUAUACUUUUUUUAAAUAAGAAAGAUUUAUUAGAAGAAAAAAUUAUGUACUCCCAUCUAGUUGAUUAUUUUCCUGAAUUCGAUGGACCGCAAAGAGACGCGUUAGCCGCAAGAGAAUUUAUAUUAAGAAUGUUUGUAGAUUUAAAUCCGGAUAGUGAAAAGAUUAUUUAUUCACAUUUUACGUGCGCUACAGAUACUGAAAACAUUAAGCUUGUGUUUUGCGCCGUCAAAGAUACAAUUAUGCAAAAUGCUUUGAAAGAAUUUAAUUUAGCUUAAAUAAAAUAAAUUAUUAUUUAUAUACUGAGAACAUACGUUUUGUUUUUGCGGCUGUAAAAGACACCAUUCUGCAAUCAAAUCUCAAGGAAUAUAAUUUAGUUUAAUGUUACGAAAAAAAAUUUUCUAUUGAUAACCAUAAUGUGUAUUCAAAGACUCACGUUGCGGCAAGAGAACACGUUUGCGUUGCAAAAGCGAUUUAUAAAGGUUACCGAGUGUUCAACGAAAUAGUGAUUAAAAUCCAAAAAAUUGUAAGUAUCGUGUAAAAUUGCGCGUGUCGAUUGAAUCGAAAAAUGAUGGAAAUUAAGUAAAAAAAAAAAAACAAACAAAAAAUCAACUCUGGGAGAAUAAAAAAAUGAAAAAAUGAAAAAAAAA